Microtus oregoni (creeping vole) is the source of this 1509-nucleotide messenger RNA. RefSeq names its product M-phase specific PLK1 interacting protein (gene Mplkip). Lineage: Eukaryota; Metazoa; Chordata; Mammalia; Rodentia; Cricetidae. The transcript is spliced from 2 exons. Gene Ontology annotation, cellular component: centrosome; midbody; nucleus. The coding region runs from base 333 to 869 and encodes 178 amino acids. The record is from RefSeq and is a predicted model, not a curated record.
GACGACGGGUUUGUGUCUUCCGCUUCCGCCUUCGUGGACGUGGGUCCCACCAAAGGCUGCCGGAGGCAGUGUUCGAGCGUGUGGGUCUCAUUAUACAGCCUUUCCUCCUCUCAGACACACCCACGUCCUCCGGAUUGAGUGACCUAUUUACUCGCCUUCCUGCGGAAGCUUUGAGCGAUCGGAACCUUUGUGCGACCGGAACUAAGGUGCCGAACUGCGCUGGCACUCGGAAGGCUUCAUAAAUAGAGAAAUCCCAGUUCUUUUCUGGCGGUCGAUUGCUGGAGUUCCGGUGAGAGAAUAGUCGACGGAGGUCUUCAGCUUCAGUUCCUGAUAUGCACCGACCGAAUUUUCGACCCCCAACUCCUCCGUACCCCGGCCCGGGGGUAGGAGGCUGGGGUAGCGGAAGCAGCUUCCGGGGUGCCCUGGGCGGGGGGCCGCGACCGCCCUCCCCGCGGGACGGGUACGGGAGUCCGCACCAAACUCCGCCGUGCGGGCCCCGGGCUAGGCCGUACGGGAGCAGCCACUCUCCGCGGCAUGGCGGCAGCUUCUCGGGGCCCCGCUUCGGGUCUCCGUCCCCGGGCGGCUACCCAGGCUCCUACUCCAGGUCCCCCGCGGGGUCCCAGCAUCAAUUCGGCUACUCCCCAGGGCAGCAGCAGACCUACCCCCAGGGUUCUCCAAGGACAUCUACACCAUUUGGAUCAGGGCGUGGUAGAGAAAAAAGAAUGUCUAAUGAGUUGGAAAGUUAUUUUAAGCCUUCAAUGCUUGAAGACCCUUGGGCUGGCCUAGAACCAGUGUCUGUAGUGGAUAUAAGCCAACAGUACAGCAAUACGCAAACAUUCACAGGCAAAAAAGGAAGAUACUUUUCUUAACUUUUCUGAAAUUCAACUGGAAGCUUCAUGUGUCAGGAACAUCUUGGACAGAACUUUACACAACUUGUGUAAAUGAGUUGAACCCAAAGAUGCCUGUGCUACGUGGUGGUGGCAUACACCUUCAAUGCCAGCACUGGGAGGCAGGCAGGCGGAUCUGAGUGUGAGGCCAGCCUGGUCUACAGAGUGUGUUUCAGGACAGCCAGGGCUACACAGAGUAACCCUGUCUCAAAAAAACAAAGAAGAUGCCUGUGAUCAAGGGAUCACAACAAGUUAAUCUUUCUCCCAUUUUACAAAAGAAACCAAUGGUAAGAUUUGUUUUCCAAAAUGGGCUCAACAGUAUUUCAAGUCCCAUAUACUCUUGCAGAAUUCUGCCACUUCCCUAUCAAGAGAAUGUGUCAUUUUGAACUUUAUCAAACAUUUCUUACUGUCCUGAUUAAAGGAGUAUGAUGAAGUUUAUUUUUAUUAUGAGUGAAACAUUUCAUCCAAACUGUUACACUUGCAUAUGGAAAUGUUCAGAGUUCAGAUGUUUUGACCAGUAAAGGAGAUGGCAGUGUGUGUUUAAUGGCUCUUUUUUUUUUUUUUUUUUUUGUCCCCUGUUUUAAAAACUAGUCUUUGGGUGAGUCACAUGAAAGGAAAACUA